Ornithodoros turicata is the source of this 1259-nucleotide messenger RNA. RefSeq lists its product as uncharacterized. The coding region runs from base 267 to 1259 and encodes 330 amino acids. NCBI's taxonomy places the organism in Eukaryota, Metazoa, Arthropoda, Arachnida, Ixodida, Argasidae. The transcript has 6 exons. The record is from RefSeq and is a predicted model, not a curated record.
CGUGCCCACAUAGAGAAGAAAGUGCGCAACCUGAUGUGUCCUCACUAAGUGAACUACAAAUACAAUACCGGGAAGGUUUCCAGGAAGCCGCAGCGACAAAUUCUUGCAACACACAGGAGGCUGCAUCUGAAGCACUGGAGGAUACAGAUCCCAUUGAAACAUCUCCUGUGAAGACUCCAGCAUCCUUUGAGCAAACGUGCCACGUGGCAGCUAAUGAAACCGUUCCCUUCUCUGCUUCUACUGUUCAGGACACACCGACACAGCUCAUGGCAGAAGGUUUAGAAGGUACCGAUACCAGAAGAGAGGGAGUCCUUGGCAGCUCAUCUGGUGAUCAUGUAUAUGCCAAGUCAGCACUUCACCACAGUCCCCAGAGGCAUGCCAUGGCCCAUGACAUGACACCUGAUGAUAUACAGUUCUACACUGGGCUCUCACAUGAGGUUUUCAUCAACUUGGUGCAUGCUGUUUCAGUAGUUGACCACAAGAAAGGGAGGCAGCUUACCCUGGAGGACCAGGUACUGCUAACCUUGAUGAGGUUACGGCUGGGACUAUUGCUUGGGCACCUCUCUAGGAUAUUUAAGGUGUCUGUGACCUGUGUUAGUAUGACAAUCAUUCGUACAGUGAACAAACUGUGCAAGGUGAUGGAGCACAUUGUUAUGUGGCUGCCUGCUUCUUACAUACAAAAUAGCAUGCCUCAAAGCUUCAAGGAGAAUGGAUACAGUAGUACAACGUGUAUCAUAGACUGCACAGAAGUUCCUCUGCAGCGACCAAAGAAACUGAUGGCCCGAGCCCAAACGUACAGUGCAUACAAGGCAAACAACACCAUCAAGUUUCUGACUGCUAUUGCCCCGAAUGGGUUCAUAAUGUUUGUCUCGCAAGCAUAUGGUGGCAGGGCGUCCGACAAGUUCAUUAUGAGGGACUCUGGAAUAGAGGAGAAGCUUUCCAGAGGCGAUGAAGUAAUGGCAGACAGAGGGUUUUCUCUUAGCCUUCAUUUGCAGGUUGAAGGUGUGAAGCUGAACGUACCUGCUUUCACAAAAGGGAAAACACAGCUCAGUGAGAAGGAAGUCACAGCAACAAGGAGGAUUGCGUCUGUGCGAAUUCACGUUGAGCGGGCAAUUAAUCGGAUCAAGACAUACCGAAUCCUGCAGCAUCCCUUGCCAAUCAAGUCCAAGGAAUUAAUCAGCAAGAUUGUUUUUGUUUGUGCAGGUUUGUGCAACCUAAAGCCUCCACUAAUUAGAGGCUGUGAAACUGAUGCUGAAUAA